CAGAGAGACAGACGGGGGACAGACUGAGGGACAUCUGUGAGAGGACACAGAGGUAUACUGACUACAUACUGCAUGCACUUUGAUUUGUACCAGGACGUUGUCACAGCAUCCAUGGUGACCACCAAACACAUCUACAACACCAACCGCAAGGCCAUCGUCAAGACACACGUGUUUGAGCUGAAGUACGUGGAGUUCGCUAAGGGGUUGGCCUGGAACCUGACAUCGCUAAGGAAACGGUCGGCUGCGUUGUUACGGAAACUGAACGAGCAGCGAAGCCACGUCCAGAAACAGAUAGAGGACAUGUACCGGCAAGAGGUGGACAUUGACAUCAAACUGCGGUCCUGUCAGGGAUCAUGCAAUAGGUCCUCUGCUUUCCGUAUCGACCACGACGGCUACAGGUCGCUGCACCGUCAAAUGACCCUCUUCAGUAACGCUACCGAGCAUCAGAAGAACUCUCCUCUGAAGGACAUCGCUAAGAUCACGCUGCAGCCGGUGGAUGUCGGUCCCCCGCCGUCGACCGACUAUAAAACCAUCCCCAUCGUCCAGAAGGAACUCCUGACUCAGUUUGAGGACCUAGAACAGAACCGGGUGGUUCUAGAAGAGGUUCUAGAAGAAACGGAAUGCCUGGGUUCUGAAGGGGAGAGAGGAACAGGAGAAGCAGGCGUUCCAGAAUGUUAAUAAUAAACUAAGACAGAGAUGUCUCCCUCUCUGUGAUGUCUUGGUUCGGUUCUGAUCUGAUGGAUAAACUGUAUGUUAUUAUGAACAUUUUGGGUCAUAUUGUAACCUUAUAACUUAUACUAAAGGACUGCUGUUUUAUUAACAUAAACUAUCAUUAUAUACAGUCAUAGCCACGGAAAGUAGGGGUGCUGAGGGUGUUCUGUCAGCACCCCCUCGACAAAGACAUUCUCAGCAGCACAACCCCCCCCCCCCCUUUCUGUGGCCAGGUAUACAGUCCUAUGUGUAUAUUUAUUACAUUAUAUUAUUACAUACCUCUG
This is a messenger RNA of Coregonus clupeaformis (lake whitefish), 995 nucleotides long. Its product is annotated as fibrinogen alpha chain. Gene Ontology annotation, biological process: blood coagulation. The transcript has 4 exons. NCBI's taxonomy places the organism in Eukaryota, Metazoa, Chordata, Actinopteri, Salmoniformes, Salmonidae. The coding region runs from base 73 to 678 and encodes 201 amino acids. The record is from RefSeq and is a predicted model, not a curated record.